Messenger RNA from Abrus precatorius (Indian licorice), 2174 nucleotides. RefSeq names its product UDP-glycosyltransferase 73C1-like. The coding region runs from base 191 to 1681 and encodes 496 amino acids. The record is from RefSeq and is a predicted model, not a curated record. The transcript has a single exon. NCBI's taxonomy places the organism in Eukaryota, Viridiplantae, Streptophyta, Magnoliopsida, Fabales, Fabaceae. Gene Ontology annotation, molecular function: UDP-glycosyltransferase activity.
AAAUAAAGUUGCAUUAUUUCUAAAAAUAUUUACCUACUUUUAAUGCAUAAUUCUGAUAAGAGACAAAAUAAAGUUGCAUUAUUUCUGAUCCUCCCUCAAUCACGUGGUAGGCAGGCCAAGAAGGGCCUUAGUUAAUCAUCAUCCACGUAAUAUGUUUAUUAUUAAAAAGGGUAUCUGAGUAACCCCAUUCAUGCUCCAAGUCCAAAUGGCUUCCAUAGAACCUCAACUUCACUUCGUUUUGUUUCCACUGAUGGCUCCAGGACACAUGCUCCCUAUGAUAGAUCUUGCAACAAUCUUAGCACACAGCAACAUGAUUGUCACCGUAGUCACAACCCCACAUAACGCUUCCCGUUUCUCAGAAACCUUCGCUCGUGCCUCACAACAUGGUCUUAACCUCCGUUUAGCUCUACUCCAAUUCCCAUCCAAAGAUACUGGAUUUCCAGAAGGGUGUGAGAAUUUUGACAUGCUACCUUCAAUGGGCAUGGGCCUGAAUUUCUUUGCUCCAGCAAACACCAUUCUGCACGAACCAGCGGAAAAAAUGUUCGAAGAGUUAACACCCAAACCAAACUGCAUAAUCUCUGACUUUUGUUUUUCAUACACAGCCCACAUCGCUAAGAAAUUCAACAUUCCCAGAAUUUCUUUCUACGGAGUGAGUUGCUUCUGCCUCGUAUGGCUACAAAAGUUGAGUAGUUCGAAGGUUGUUGAGAGCGUAGCCACAGAUUCAGAGUACUUAGUCAUACCCAACAUUCCUGAUAAAAUUGAGGUGACCAAAGCACAAAUCCCACUACCAAUGGAGAAAGACCGGAAGAAUUUUGCUAUUAAAAUAGCAGAAGCUGAAAUGUUAACUUAUGGGGUGGUGGUGAAUUCUUUUGAGGAGUUGGAAGAAACAUACGUGAGGGAUUUCAAGAAGGAUAAAAAUGAUAAAGUGUGGUGUGUUGGUCCAGUUUCGCUUACAAACAAGGAAUACUUGGAUAGGGCUGAUAGAGGGAACAAGGUGUCAAGUGAUGCUGAAAAUUGCAUGAAGUGGCUUGAUUUGCAAAAACAAAGGUCAGUAAUCUACGCAUGUCUUGGAAGUGUUUGCAAUUUAACUCCUUUACAGUUUAUAGAGCUUGGUAUGGCCUUAGAAGCAUGCAAAAGGCCUUUCAUUUGGGUUAUAAGGGAAAAAAAUCAAACAGAAGAGUUGAACGAGUGGAUUAUGGAAACGGGGUUUGAGGAAAAGACUAAAGGGUUGGGCCUUUUGAUUCGGGGUUGGGCUCCUCAGGUAUUAAUACUAUCACACCUUGCAAUUGGAGGGUUCUUAACACACUGUGGUUGGAACUCUACCUUGGAAGCAAUAUGUGCUGGCGUGCCACUGCUUACGUGGCCUUUGUUCGGGGAUCAGUUUUUCAAUGAGAAGUUCGCUGUGCACGUACUAGGAAUUGGAGUAAGUGUUGGGGGGGAGUGUCCUUUGAAAUGGGGUGAAGAAGAGAAAACAGGGGUCUUGGUGAAGAGGGAGGAUGUUGUGAGGGGUAUAGAGAAGUUAAUGGAUGAAGGAAAUGAAAGUGAGGAGAGAAGAAAAAGGGUUAGAGAGCUUGCGGAGAUGGCUAAGAGAGCUGUGGAAGAAGGAGGAGCUUCUCACUUCAAUGUGACCCAGUUGAUCCAAGAUAUCAGGCAAUACUCCAACAAAAAUUCUGAACAAUAAUAAGUUUGAUGCCCCACCUCUCGACAUGGAUUGUAGUUUUUUUAAUGUAUGGUUUUAUUUUUAAAUUCAAAAAAUAUGAGAUUUUUAACGUAUAAUGCUUUUAUGUAUUAAUAAAAUUAAAAAAAAUAAUUAGAUUAAUUACAAAUAUAUUCGAUAUGCAAGAAAAAUAGAGGCUAAUUUUUUUUAUAUAGUUUUUUUUUUCAAAAUUCAAAAAAUAUGAGAGUUUUUACAAAAUUAUGAGAAUAUGGGGCAAUUUUUUAUGCAGUACAAAAAUUCAGAAAUAAAAAAAUAAAAAAGUGAUAAAGUUUCAUAUUUUUUAAAUUAAAAAAAACCAAUAUAAAAAAAUUUCCAAAAAUGGACACUUUGAAUUAUUAUCCAUACACGAGUAUUCCCAUUUCUAACCAGGCAAAUGAUUUGUGGGGCAUUAUUUAUUAUGGCAUAGAACACUGCCACUUUAUCAGAAGCCAUUUAAUGUUUAAUGCGAGUGGUUGUU